AUGGUCACAGAUCAAGGUGACUGGAUAAGUACUUUCCUUACGACGUAUUUUGUAUGUUUACCUGAUGAAAUUGUAAUUGAAAUCUUGAACAAUGUUACUUUUGAUCAUCUAGUUAAUUUCUUUAUGCAUUUUCCUGAUUACAAUAUCCAACAACUUACACGUGAGAAUUACAGUAAUGAAGUUCAUUUCGUGAACCGACCAACAGUAACCAAGUCAUAUGGUCGUUCUGGUUACAAACACAGAUUUCUUGAGUUCCAUGGAAAAGAAGCCAUUUUCAGAUUCAUGGACGAAUUCCCUGACCUUGUUCCCAAGCGAAUAAUUCUAUUCAAUGAGUUUGGUAAUUUUGAACCUAUAAGAGACAUAAUGGAAACAUAUCCUGAUAGAAUUGGACAAGUAAAAGAGAUGAAAAUAUCAUUAGAGAAAUGUGAGAUUACAAUUGCUGACUUCCAGUGUUUGACAUCCUUUCCGAAUUUAACCAAAUUGAACUUUUUACGAAUGGAUUUGAAUUUGAUAAGAUCAGUAUUAGUCAAUAAUUCAGAGUUUGCCCAACAUCCUAAGCUUGAUGAAAUAACAUUCUGGCAACAUGGAAUUUAUGACUGGCUGAAUGUUUGGUUUCCUAGAACAUUGAAAAGUCUUGAUUUAUCUUGGAAUAAUAUGAUUGAUAUUUCAACACUACUGAUUCCUGGAACAGUCAGACGGGUUUGUCUCAAUUACUCGAACUUAGAUAGUUUUAAAGUGCUAAAAACUAAGAUUCCUGAUACCUUAACUGAGCUCGGAUUGGUUGGGAAUCAAUUUGAAACCUUAGCACUUAAUCAAUUGCCUACUGAACUACGUUUUUUGGAUUUAUCGAGCAACAAGAUCCUGUCUGUCGUGGGUAGUAAUUGGCCAAAGGAGCUAACCGAAUUACGAAUAAGUGGAAAUAAAUUAGAUAAUGAAGCAUUAGAGUAUAUUAAUGAUAUAAUAGGAUGGCCCCAGAGCAUAACUAAUUUAGAUAUUAGUCUCAACCAAUUCACUCUACUUGAGAAUUUGAGCAAGCUUCCAAAGAGUUUGCAAGUAUUGGAUAUUUCAAAGAAUUCUUUAAUAUGGAAUGAUCCACAACUAAUUAAUUUCCAUUUCCCUGAUCACUUGACCAAGUUAAACUUAUCUGAUUGUGAGAUUGAUAGUGUUCGGUAUUUUCGAUUUCCAUCAUCGCUUGAAAAACUCAUAUUGAAGAGCAAUGAAGAAGAUAUAGGGUCAUGGUAA
This is a messenger RNA of Spathaspora passalidarum NRRL Y-27907, 1242 nucleotides long. RefSeq lists its product as uncharacterized. Bases 1 to 1242 code for a protein of 413 amino acids. NCBI's taxonomy places the organism in Eukaryota, Fungi, Ascomycota, Pichiomycetes, Serinales, Debaryomycetaceae. Gene Ontology annotation, molecular function: protein binding. The record is from RefSeq and is a predicted model, not a curated record. The transcript has a single exon.